Messenger RNA from Diplodia corticola, 609 nucleotides. Its product is annotated as nadh:ubiquinone oxidoreductase subunit. Lineage: Eukaryota; Fungi; Ascomycota; Dothideomycetes; Botryosphaeriales; Botryosphaeriaceae. Bases 1 to 609 code for a protein of 202 amino acids. The record is from RefSeq and is a predicted model, not a curated record. The transcript is spliced from 4 exons. Gene Ontology annotation, cellular component: mitochondrion.
AUGGGCGGCGAAGAGACAUUCCGGAGCAAUCAGCGCCGCCUUGACUUGCUGACGCUUGGCGGCCCGAGGCACGCUCCACCUCCAACACCCGUCGCCCUGCCCACCACCCACGCCAUCCCGCCCGCAGCACCACCCAUUGCGCCCCCGCUGCCACCAAUCGCCGCCGCCCGCCCGCUGACCCGCGCCCUGCGGCCCGCCGCUCCCCAAGCCUCCCGUCUCCAAUUCCGCCCGGCCUCCACCAGCGCCCAUGUCGAGGACCCCGAGAUGAACGGCGGCUACGUCAACCCCCCGGCUGUCAAGCGCCAGUUCCGCGACCCGUACGGCGACUGGUGGGACAAGCAGGAGCGCCGCAACUACGGCGAACCCCUCCACGAGGACAACGACGUUCUUGCCAUCUUCUCGCCUGAGGAGUACACCCACUUCACCCCCGGCUGGGGCUGGGUCCUCUUCGGCUCCUUCUGGGCCGUUUUCGGCAGCGGCGCCGCCCUUACCUACUACCUUCGUCCAGACAAGCCCAGCACCCCAAGGACUUUCGUUGAUGGUCUGGAGAAGGAACUGGGUGGCCCCAGCGUCGUGCGCGCAAGGAAGGACGGUGAGGGUGAGUGGUGA